Molecule: messenger RNA, 474 nt
Organism: Staurois parvus
Lineage: Eukaryota; Metazoa; Chordata; Amphibia; Anura; Ranidae
Source: the annotation of a GenBank genome assembly
AUGGGCCCCUGUACCGCCUCCUCAUGCUGCUGCCAGGCCCAUAAUCUGCCAUGGGCCCCCGUACCGACUCCUCAUGCUGCUGCCAGGCCCGUAAUCUGUCAUGGGCCCCUGUACCGCCUCCUCAUGCUGCUGCCAGGUCCAGAGUGUGUCAUGGGUCCCUGUACCGCCUCCCAUUGCUGCUGUCUCCAUCGCCACACUCUGCCAUGUGCCACUUUCAGGUCUCCUCACACUGCUGGUGGGUUCCAUUUUGUCAUAGGGUGCUGUAUGGCCUCCCAUUGCUGCUGCCUCCACCGCCACACUGUGGCUCCACACUCUGGUUUUGGCCCCGUGACUGCCCAAAUGAGUGAAGUGUGCGGUGAUUCUAAGAUCGACGGCACUCAUCUGCAUGUCAUACUGACUGACAGUAUUAUUUCUCUUCCCCAGCAGACUCCAAGGGCAUUUAAAUUAAAGGUACAGUGUUCUGCACUAAUAUAA